AUGUGGCAGCGUCUUGUCCGACAGCAGCAGCGUCGUAAAUCCUUCUUCUCUUCACUCUCUCGUGGCUUCACUUCGAGUUCAAUUAGCCGUAUCUUGUUCAUUGACAUUCCUGAACAUGUGGCUGAAAUCUCGUGCGUUCAAGAGCUCGUUCAACGUGGUCAUAUCGUUGACCAAGUACGAUCCGCAUCGGACGAGUAUCUGACGUCUAUUGUAAAGAAUUAUGACGCGUUAAUGGUGGCUCCUGGUACAAAACUUCCCCGUGAAUUGUUUCGUAUUGGUGCGAAACAUAAGUUACAAUUAGUAGCAGUACCUGCGCCAUCUAUUCCCAGUGAAGACGUGGAUCUUAUGGAAGCUACAAAUCAAGGCGUUAUGUUACUGCAAUUAGAGUCAAAACAAGUGGGAGAUCGAUCGUCAGUGGAAGCGGAGAUUGGGCUCAGUCUACUCAUUCAAUUGGCACGUCAUUUGCCUCGUAGUAUGGCCUCGACGCGGUCAGGAGAAGUGUUUGAUCGUCAGCAAUUUGCUGGUACAGAACUAGCAGGAAAGAAUCUAGGAGUUGUAGGUAUUGGACAAGCAGGAAGACGAGUUGUCGAUAUGGCCAAUGCACUUGGUCUGCAGGCAUUUGGCUAUGAUCCUAAUCUAAACCAGGAAGCAGCUGAACUCAUGGGUGUCAAAUGCGUGUCAAUGGAUGAAUUGUACGCGACGUGCGACUUUAUUACCUUUCAUGCCCCGUUGACAGCAAAGACACGUGGAAUGUUUGGAGAUGACGCACUUGACAAGUGCAAACAAGGAGUCAAAAUCGUGGCGGUGCCUGAAUACAAGGCAAGUCACGGUCUGCUUGAUGAGAAGACGCUGCUGCGAGGACUACAGACGGGUAAGAUUAGUGGCGUAGCACUAGACCUGUUACAGUCAGCGGAGUCAGAGGACGGAUUGGACCUGUCACCCACGUGGAUCGAGCUCAUGAAGCACGAGAAUGUCAUCAUGUGUACUCAUGCUGAUGGAACGGCGUCGGACGAUGUGCUUCAGCGCCACAAGUACCGUCUUCUUACGGAGAACGUUGGCGAUGCACUAGCUCAGCGUUACUACCGUGGUGUAGCCAAUGGCGUGUUCAUGCCGCUGACACUGCUGCCGGAGAUGAAGCCAUUCAUCGAGCUGAGUGAAUCGCUCGGUCGCUUCGUACACCAGCUCACUUUGUCGACAGAUUAUAAGGACCGCAUCACAAAUGUGUCUCUUGCUGCUGCUGGUGGCUUUCAGAUCGACAUUACCACACCACAGUCUCGCCAGCUUCUUCAGAACGCGCUGCUAAAGGGUAUGCUUGAGAGCAUGCGUGAGCGCAAAAAUACUGCAAAAGACAGUGAGCAACCCGAUGUUAGCCUUUUGAAUGCGUCGCUGCUUGCUAUGGCUAAGGGAAUCGACGUGCGCCAGGGGGACUUGCAGAGCGACCCAGUGGCUAUUCGUCGUCACCUGAAGAACUGCUUGGCUGUUGUGGUCGAGACUAAGAACAAAGACCGCCUUCUUGUCAAGGGCAGCGUCUUUGGCGAGGAUCCGCGUGUUGUGCGUGUGAACGAAUACUCAGACUUCCCAGCCUUCCGCCCGAAGGGUAACCUGCUAGUCUUCAACAACGAGGACGUACCCGGCGCUAUCGCCGGCAUCCUAAGCGAGCUGUCGCAGGCCGAGAUCAACAUUGCCAGCUUUGGACUUGCGCGCCAGAGCAAUGUUGAGCUCCCUCUUGGUAUUCUUGCCCUUGACUCGGUCCCCUCUGAUGUGACACUGAACGCGCUAAAGAAGCUACCCAGCGUACGCAGCGUUCGUUUCGCACAAAUUUAA
This is a messenger RNA of Peronospora farinosa, 1824 nucleotides long. Lineage: Eukaryota; Oomycota; Peronosporomycetes; Peronosporales; Peronosporaceae. The record is from the annotation of a GenBank genome assembly.